AUGAAUACCCUCUCCAACCAUGGCUUCGUUCCCCAUGACGGCCGAAACAUUACCAAAGAUAUUCUCAUCAAGGCCCUCAACGAUGCGCUGAAUGUGCCCGAGGCGCCAGCUCUCAACAUCUUCAACAAUGCUCUGGUGGUCAAUCCUACUCCCAACGCAACUUUCUUUGACUUGAAAAUGCUACACGCCCACAACGUCAUCGAGCAUGAUGGUAGUCUGUCUCGCAAAGAUGCCAUCUUCGACCCCACCAACCCUUUCGACGUGGGGACUUUCGACAACUUUGUUAACUACUUUGGAGAUGAAGAGGCCAUUAAUAUAACGAUGAUCGCGAACGCCCGAGCUAGACACGCUUAUGAUAUGAGUCUCAUCAACCCGACUUUUUGGAUUACCGAUGCCCAGAUCCCAGUCAUUGUUGGCGAGAAUGCAUUCUUGCUGGCAAUCUUUGGCGACCCAGAUGUUGCUGUUGCUAACAGAACCUUCCUGGAGUACUUCUUCCGCAAUGAGAGGUUUCCCGUCGAGCUUGGCUGGUCCCCUAACAAAACACCUAUCGACGCGCAACUCGGUCCCAUCGUGCAAGAUAUCAUCGCCCAAAGCCCUGCGGACGUGCCCUUGACGUUUACGCCACAGACUGUAAGCCUGGCAAAGGUCAACUAG
This is a messenger RNA of Colletotrichum fioriniae, 654 nucleotides long. Lineage: Eukaryota; Fungi; Ascomycota; Sordariomycetes; Glomerellales; Glomerellaceae. The record is from RefSeq and is a predicted model, not a curated record.